This is a messenger RNA of Melitaea cinxia (Glanville fritillary), 516 nucleotides long. RefSeq names its product LYR motif-containing protein 2. Gene Ontology annotation, cellular component: mitochondrion. The transcript has 3 exons. The record is from RefSeq and is a predicted model, not a curated record. The coding region runs from base 162 to 425 and encodes 87 amino acids. NCBI's taxonomy places the organism in Eukaryota, Metazoa, Arthropoda, Insecta, Lepidoptera, Nymphalidae.
GACAAUCAAAAAAAUCUACAUACCAUAUACAUAUAUACUCUCAAAACAAAGGUUAAUUUUCUAAAGAAGUCUGACUCCAAUAUAAUUUAUUUUGCUAAUUUAUGAUAAUGAAUGCUAUUAAUACCAAAAGUAUUUAAUUACAAUAUUUAAAAAGAAUUGAAAUGGCGUCCAAAUUGCCAAAAUCUACUUUAAAUUUAAAACAGUUUCUCUUACGCCAAGAAGUAUUAAAAUUGUACAGAGACAUAUUUAGAACAAUAAGAAAAGUGUCCGAUGAAAGAACUCGAAUGGAAAUGAAAGAAUGGGCAAGAACUGACUUCAGAAAUAAUAAACAUCACACCGAUGAAACAACUAUCAAAUCAAUGUUGUAUUAUGGAAGGAAAUCUUUGAAAGAUCUACAGAAAUCAUUAGCGCUUAGUGACAGUUGAUAUUGUCAAAAAUGGUUUAAAACUAAUAAAUUUAAAUUUUGUAUAAAUGUUUAAAAGUGUAGGAUUACAAUAAAUUUGUUAUGUUGAUACA